AUGCAUUUACUGGCUCAUCAAUGGAGCAUAAAGCUAUGGUUGCUGUAUUUGUUGUUGGUAUUUACUGUACAGUGGUACUCUGCUGAUGGAGCAUUGUUCAAAAAUAAUACAUUACUGAUGAUACCGGGUAUGGAUGUUAUGACAACAGAUAAAUAUCCACAUAUCGGUAUCAUUGAACGAGUCUCCAGAACCAGCAAAGCUAUGCACAGGCAUCGACGACAAGUCAUUGCUGGGCCAAUUUAUGAAUGGGAAACCUAUGAGAUACCGUAUACAAUUUGGGGAGGUGAUUGUAAGUUACUGCUUUAUCUAUUUGUUUAUUUAUAUAUUUCGAUUGACCAUUGA
Molecule: messenger RNA, 342 nt
Organism: Enterobius vermicularis (human pinworm)
Lineage: Eukaryota; Metazoa; Nematoda; Chromadorea; Rhabditida; Oxyuridae
Source: the annotation of a GenBank genome assembly